Diceros bicornis minor is the source of this 1038-nucleotide messenger RNA. RefSeq names its product serine/arginine repetitive matrix protein 1-like. The coding region runs from base 19 to 1038 and encodes 339 amino acids. NCBI's taxonomy places the organism in Eukaryota, Metazoa, Chordata, Mammalia, Perissodactyla, Rhinocerotidae. The transcript is spliced from 3 exons. The record is from RefSeq and is a predicted model, not a curated record.
GGCGGGACCGUGGAAGAAAUGGAAGGGGCUCCUCGUGGCAGGAGGCCCGGCCAGGAGCGCCCAGGGAGACAAGGUCCCUCGCACGGGGAAGACCAAGGCCUUCACUCCACGGGAAACCCGUCCUUUCAAGGGAAGCGAGAAGAUCGCCAUCCCCGUGAGAGGCGCGGAGAGAAGGGCAUCCUGGAGACCGCGGAGGGCGCUCGCAGCAGCCCAGCCACAGGGAUCACCAGGCAGAGCCAGGUGGCCGAGGGCUCCAGGCACAAGCGGGGCAGAAGCCCCGAUGACCCCCCUGGCGGUCGCCACCAAGAAAAUGGACUCGGAGAAGAGGAGGUGAGGAGACGACCAGCCCCACCUCCCUGCAGACGAAAGGACCAGCCUGAUCGCCCCAGAGCAGGACGUCAGGGCAGAGGAGGUUCCGCCCGCUCGGCCCCGCCCCUCCGGGACAGGAGGACCCCGCCCAGGUCGCCAGUGAGGACCGCCGGCCCCCGGCGCUGCGACCACAGCCUGGAGGCCGGGCCCGCCUCCCCAAAGCGCCUCCGCCGCCGCAGCCUCCUGCCGCCUCCGCCACACGCCCGCGCGCCCCCGGCCGAGCUCCCUUCCAGGCUCCUCACCCACGUGGGCGCGCUCGAGGUGGCCCUGGGCGAGCUGCGGGCUCCGGGGGGCGCCUUCCUGCCGCGGCCCGCCCGCCCCACGCAGCCCGCCGCCUCGCAGCGCGCCUGGCUCGGCUGGCAGCUGGCGCACGCGGGGGCCACCCUGCACUGGGCGCUCGCGGCGCUCGACGCCCUGCUCGCGGCGCAGCCCCGGCCCGCCUGCCCGCGGCCCUCCCUGCCCGCUGCCGGGGCUCCCGCGGCCCUAGGGGGCGCGCCCGGAGCCGGGGUCCUCGCCCUUCCCGGGCCCGCCCCCCUCUGCCUCGGAGUCACCCGGACUCUGCCCUCCCAGCUCCCCGUGCCAGGGUCCCUGGCGGCAUCUGGCACACUCAGGCCACGAGCUCACCCCAUCGGCACCACACAAACCCUCCCGUCCGGGAAACCAUUUUAG